AUGGAACACUCCGAUUCAACGCAGUGCGUGCGAGUUGCUGUUAACAUUCGUCCUCUGAUUACGUCUGAACUUUUGCUUGGUUGCACAGACUGCAUCUCUGUUGUUCCUGGUGAACCUCAGGUGCAAAUUGGGUCUCACGCUUUCACCUAUGAUUAUGUCUACGGUAGUACGGGGUCGCCUUCGUCUGCAAUAUACGAUGAUUGUGUAGCUCCUCUUGUCGAUGCGCUCUUCCAUGGCUAUAAUGCAACGGUUCUUGCCUAUGGCCAGACUGGAUCUGGGAAGACAUACACCAUGGGUACCAAUUACACCGGAGAGGAAAAUUCCGGUGGAAUUAUACCCAAGGUGAUGGAGACAAUAUUCAAGAGGGUUCAGGUUAUGAAGGAAUCCUCAGAGUUUUUGAUUCGAGUAUCUUUUAUCGAGAUAUUCAAGGAAGAGGUAUUUGACUUACUUGAUCCCAAUUCAUCUAGAGGAGAUGUGGCUUCUACUGCAAAGCCUGCUGUGCCCACCAGAGUUCCCAUACAAAUUAGAGAAACGGUGAAUGGAGGAAUAACAUUGGCUGGUGUGACUGAGGCUGAAGUUAAGACAAAAGAAGAAAUGUCAUCUUAUCUUUCUCGAGGUUCAUUGUCUCGUGCCACUGGGAGCACAAACAUGAACAGUCAAUCAAGUCGUUCACAUGCUAUAUUCACAAUCACAAUGGAGCAAAAGAAUGGUGAUGAUGUCUUGUGUGCAAAACUACAUUUGGUGGACCUUGCUGGUUCUGAACGUGCAAAAAGAACUGGUGCAGAUGGCAUGCGUUUGAAAGAAGGCAUUCAUAUCAACAAGGGUUUAUUAGCUCUUGGAAAUGUAAUAAGUGCACUGGGGGAUGAACGAAAGCGGAAAGAAGGUGGCCAUGUGCCGUAUCGUGAUAGCAAAUUAACACGCCUACUGCAGGAUUCUCUUGGAGGAAACAGCAAAACUGUGAUGAUAGCAUGUGUCAGUCCUGCUGAUACAAAUGCUGAAGAGACAUUGAACACUUUAAAGUAUGCGAACCGUGCUCGCAACAUUCAGAACAAGGCUAUCAUUAAUCGUGAUCCAGUAGGAGCUCAGCUACAGAGAAUGCGAAGUCAGAUUGAGCAAUUACAGUCUGAGCUUCUAUUUUAUAAAGGUGAUGCUGGUGGGCCAUUUGAGGAACUCCAGAUUCUUAAACACAAAAUAACCUUACUAGAAGCAAGCAAUGCAGAGCUACAGCGGGAACUUAAAGAACGUCGAGUAACUUGUGAGAGUUUAGCACAACGUGCUUGUGAUGCUCAGGUAGAAAAGGACCAACUGAUUAUGAAAAUAGAAUCGGUUCGAAAUGGUAAAUCUUGGGAUGAAAUUGACUCAAAUUCAAAUCAGGAUUAUGACCUGGUGAAAUCUUAUGUGUCAAAGAUCCAAGAUCUGGAAAGUGAAUUGCUGCGUCUGAGAAAUUCGAAUCUGAAAUCUAGCCAAUCUGUUGACUGGGUUGAUUCAGAUGAUAGUGGAUUCCAAUCAAAGAAUGGUUUAUUUGCAUGUGGUAACGAGUAUUCUGAUAGCGAUGCCAAAUCUGUGGACAUAACAGAGGACGCGGAAGAUCAUGCAAAGGAAAUGGAGCACUCUUCUCUUCAAGAAAAGUUGGAUAAGGAGCUCAAAGAAUUGGAUAAGAAACUUGAACAAAAAGAGGCGGAAAUGAAGCUGUUUAAUAAUGCUGAUACUUCAGUUCUUAAGCAUCAUUAUGAAAAGAAACUUCUUGAGUUAGAACAAGAGAAGAAAUUUUUGCAGAAAGAAAUUGAGGAACUUAGGUGCAAUCUUGCAAAUAUUUCAUCCACCUCUGGUGAUGGCGCUCAAAAGUUAAAGGAAGAAUAUCUUCAAAAAUUAAAUGCUCUGGAAGCACAGGUCUCUGAACUAAAGAAGAAACAAGAAGCUCAGGCUCAACUGUUGAGACAAAAACAGAAAAGUGACGAGGCAGCGAAAAGACUUCAGGAUGAGAUCCAGAGAAUUAAAUCUCAAAAGGUUCAACUGCAACAUAAGAUUAAGCAGGAAUCAGAACAAUUUAGGUUAUGGAAAGCUUCACGCGAAAAAGAAGUUCUCCAGCUUAAAAAAGAAGGAAGAAGGAAUGAAUAUGAGAUGCAUAAGCUGCUAGCGUUGAAUCAGAGGCAAAAGAUGGUAUUGCAAAGGAAGACAGAAGAAGCUUCCUUGGCUACAAAAAGGCUAAAAGAACUUUUGGAAUCUCGAAAGGCUUCGUCACGUGAAACUACAGGCGGGAAUGGUCCUGGAAUUCAGGCUUUGAUGCAGGCAAUAGAGCAUGAGCUUGAAGUCACAGUCCGAGUACACGAAGUUCGUUCAGCGUAUGAGCGUCAAAUGGAAGAGAGGGCUAAAAUGGCCAAGGAGAUUGCCAGAUUGAAGGAAGAAGCAGAGACGAUGAAGCUAAACAAUACAAGGGAUGGCCUCGCGUCAAUGUCUCCGGGUGCAAGAAAUUCAAGGAUAUUUGCCCUUGAAAACAUGCUUUCUACUUCUUCUACAACACUAGUGUCAAUGGCAUCUCAGUUGUCAGAGGCAGAAGAGCGGGAACGGGUUUUCAGUGGCAAGGGACGUUGGAACCAAGUCCGGUCCCUUGCUGAUGCCAAGAAUUUGAUGAAUCAUUUAUUCAAUCUAGCAUCUUCCUCCAGGUGUUUAUUGCGAGAUAAAGAAGUUACCUGCAGAGAGAAGGACACAGAAAUAAGAGAUCUAAAAGAAAAAGUAGUUAGGCUGAGUUGUUCAAUUCGACAGAUGGAAAUGCAGAAGGCUGAACUUAUUCAUCAGUUGAAGUUGCAGAGUGCAAAGAGAUACUUGGAAUCUGUGGGAGAUUCGGCAUAUUCUGACGUAAAUGUUGGAGGACAUAAGUAUGGCUUGCGCAAGGUGGAACACCGGAGAUCUUCCAUUUUACUGGAGGAUAUGGAUUUAUCAGUAUCAGAUACAGAAUCAGAUGAUUAUUAUGUUCCAGAUGCAACUGAUGAUGAAUGGCCAACAGAAAAAAUACACGUUAAGAAAAGAACAUCUAAAAGUAGACAUUUAAGCGUGGAAAAUAAUCAGUCAACUGUCAGUUCAGAAGAUGUCAAAGAUAAUUCAACAGAAGGACUUGAAGGUGCAUCCGGGGAAACUGCAUCAGAUAUCUGCUGCUCCUGUAGUAAAUCUUCAUCUUGCAAGACAAACAAAUGCAAGUGCAGGGCUCUGGGCAACAGUUGUGGGAGUUCUUGUGGUUGCCUAGCAUCCAAGUGUGCCAACAGAGCAUCAGUCUCAAAUGAAGGGACCAGUAAUGAUUCUAGCACUGAGGAAGCAGACAAGGAUCGCCUCCUUGCUGCUCAAGGUGCUGAGUUGCUUCAGGGUGCACUGGUUGAGGGGCCUGCUGAGGCCCACAGUGUUCAUGGGCCAAGAAAACCUCUCUCUGAUAUUGGCAAUACACUGGCCAAAUCAAAUGCCCAGAAAGCUAAUCAAAGAAAGAAAUGGCGGAAGUCCACAAUAGUUCUUGUUUCAGACCCGCCACCUUCCUCGCAGUCAGAUAACUCUGAAGUCUCAAAGAAAGAAAGUAACAGCAUUAGUGAAGCGAAUGUAUUUAUGAACAUACCACAGAAAAUGCACUGGAGUAGACCUGAAAAUGUUUCAGUUGCCCCGAAGGUAGAGAAAAGUUUAACUGAGACAGAUAUACCUUUGAGAAUACCACGGGCUAUGCGAAAACAAGUAUCAUCAAAUGUUGGUGGCCUUCCACUGGGAGACAGGAAUGCUAGUAAUAAGCCAGAUGAAUCUGUCAACAAGAAGGAUUCUGAAGUGGUUGAAGCUAGAAGUCCGGUCCAACCAAAAAAAAUAUUUGAGAAAGAGAACAAUGGACGUUAAUCUUGAAUCCGUUUUUUACUUCUUACCCUUUUAAGGGAAAAACCAAAACCCAGAGUUUAAGACGCAUGCCAUUACCAUAAACUUAUGGUGUAUCUGUUGAAGAUUGAAGAGCCCCGUGGUGUGUAUAUCGGGU
Abrus precatorius (Indian licorice) is the source of this 3997-nucleotide messenger RNA. Its product is annotated as kinesin-like protein KIN-4C. NCBI's taxonomy places the organism in Eukaryota, Viridiplantae, Streptophyta, Magnoliopsida, Fabales, Fabaceae. The transcript has 27 exons. Gene Ontology annotation, biological process: microtubule-based movement; mitotic spindle organization. Bases 1 to 3864 code for a protein of 1287 amino acids. Gene Ontology annotation, molecular function: ATP binding; microtubule binding; microtubule motor activity. The record is from RefSeq and is a predicted model, not a curated record.